AACGGAGUUCAGCUAAAUAUUCAUUUUCUCACAUCUCACGGCAAAUCGCGGCAGGCUUUUUAAAAAACACCCCUCCCCCUUUUCCUAGAGCCUGAGUGCCUUUAGUGGAGUCAGUGGAUUUCUUUUAUCAUCAGCAUCAUCACCACCACCACCACCCUUGUUUGGCGGGUGGCAAAGCCGCCCACCCCCAUCCGCGUUGGCCUUCCUUUUCAUGCCUUUUGACUAUGAACGUUUUUUGCCCGAUCUGAAGGCGCAGCAAGAAGAUCAUGUUGAGGCAACAACCAUCCCUGUACGAGCUGGUUGGCUACAGGCAGGCCCCCUCCGCCUUGCUUCCCAAACAGGCUCCUGACAGGUCAGAGUUUCCUCCAGAGCAGCUCCCGCAGGGACCCGGAAGCGCAAAGGGCGGCGGCCACGGCAGCAAGAGCGAGCCGAAGACUGAGCAGCAGCAGCUGCGGCGGAAGAUCAACAGUCGGGAGAGAAAGCGGAUGCAGGAUCUCAACUUGGCGAUGGACGCCUUGAGGGAAGUGAUCAUGCCUUACUCGGCAGCCCAUUGCCAGAGCUCACCAGGCAGGAAACUCUCCAAGAUCGCCACGCUGCUGCUGGCCAGGAACUACAUCCUCUUGCUGGGGAGUUCGUUGCAAGAGCUCCGGAGGAUCAUCGGCGAUCUCAGCGGCUCUGGUCCCAGGCUGCUGCUGGCCGGCCUGCCCCUCUUCGCCGCCGCUCCGGGCCCGGUGCUCCUGACGCCGGGCAACGUGAGCCACCAUCACCACCACCACCACCACCCGGACAGCCUGCGGCCGCCGACCAACAAAUACCUCGCAGUGUCCCUGGAGGAACAGCAGUGCGGCCAAGUCCACCUGCCUAGUGGGGCCAGCAGCCUGUGCACCUGCGCCAUUUGCAAGUUCCCCCACUUCAUGCCGUCCGGCCUCAGUUUGGCUGCCGUGCAGGCACAGUUCUCCAAGUGACCGCUCGUGACCUGGGAGGGCUGGAGGAGGCGACGGGGGCUGCAGCAAGCGGCGAUCGGACUUGGAGGGAGGGGCGGGCAGCGCAGUGGAGCCAGGACACGUGCGCAGACAGGACUGGCAGGGUGGAGCCCCGAGCUUGCCCUCCACCCAGCCAGGCGGAUGGAGACUCGGGAAAGCGACGCUGCGGGCCGUUUGGCGAGAAGUUGUAAAUCUUCGGGCUUCUGGAAAGGAGAGAACUUGCGUGUGUCUGGUGUCUUCUUGCCAAUCAGACGUCAGAUCACUCCUCGCCGUAGGGGUGGGGGGGGGAAAACCCUUGCUAAAUAAAAUGGCGCAAUGAAUAACCAAUACAAGUUGAACCGCUAAAGAUUCAGCUUCGUGAAUUUCAGCACGAUUGGAGUUGUAAUCCUGCCUUUGCACAUUUAUCUAGGAGUAAGUCUUAUCAAACCCAGUGGGACUUACUUCUGAGUAAAUGAGCAUAAAAUUGGGCUGCUUGUCCGUUGCCCCACUGAUCUUACACGUUGCUCAGCUCUCCCAUAGAAAUCAAUGGGACUUCUAAAAGUGCUUGACUGUAGCUGGAUUGUACUUCUGGUUCGUUGUCUGUUUCUCUUCACCCAGCGUAGCAACAAUUCGCUGUACCGCUAGCUCGUGUUGUCAUUUAUAAUGGCGUUGGCGACCCUAAAAAGUUGCUCUUUUUUCUAUUAUCUAGUUCUUUUUCCUUCUAGAUUGUAUAGUCCCUAAAGGUGCGUUAUUUGGAGAUAAUACCACCUCGCCCCAUCCUAGCCAUGUUUACCUGACUCGAAGUAAAUUCUACUGAACUGAAUAGUCCUUGCUUCAAAGUAUACAGAUUGUAAAUAUAGGAUUGUAGCUGUGCGGCACAAUUUUACACUAGUUUACUCAGCAGUAAGUUGCAUUGUCAAUGGGGCUUACUUUCUAGUGUAUUUAGGAUUGCAGUCUUACUAUACUAAAAGAAGAUGAAGAAUUUGUAACACACUGCAUUACUCUUGGGCAUAUAAUCCAUGAACUCCUGUGAUUCAUGGUGAUGGAUGAAAUGAAAAAGGCGUUUUCUUAAAGACAGGCAAAAGAUUAAAGAACUGUUGUACUUUCAUUUGUUAUCUUCUUAAAUCCUACAGAAAAAUAUAUAUAAAAUGAAAGUUAAAUUCCAUUCCUGUUCUAAUGUAAGAAAAGUUGGGGUAUAAGAAAACUCCAAAUUAGGAUAUCCAAAUAUGCUGACACCAAUAUAAAUGAUGGAUUUCUCGCCAACAGAUUGUUUUAAAUUCUGAUUGUUUAGUUUAUAAAUGGACCUGCUUAAGCAAGUCCAUAACAAAGGUUCUGAGACAGCCUUUCAAGAUACCUUUCCGUCAACAAAUGUUCCACAGAUAUAUAGAUGAAGCUUUAUAGUUUUAAAACAAUGUUACUGAUGUUUUAAAUGUUCUUGAUUGAAUAGUUUCAUAUUUUGUCAAUUUAUUUUUAAUUUUUAAAUGAUCAUGUUUUUUAAACAAUUGUACGACCCUGUGACUUGCAACUGUACAAUUAUAAUCAACAGAAAUAAACACUACACUAUUCACA
This is a messenger RNA of Hemicordylus capensis (graceful crag lizard), 2531 nucleotides long. It is a transcript of the gene OLIG1, whose product is annotated as oligodendrocyte transcription factor 1. The record is from RefSeq and is a predicted model, not a curated record. Bases 267 to 965 code for a protein of 232 amino acids. Lineage: Eukaryota; Metazoa; Chordata; Lepidosauria; Squamata; Cordylidae. Gene Ontology annotation, molecular function: protein dimerization activity. The transcript has a single exon.